Hermetia illucens (black soldier fly) is the source of this 1035-nucleotide messenger RNA. It is a transcript of the gene mRpL15, whose product is annotated as 39S ribosomal protein L15, mitochondrial. The transcript has 3 exons. The coding region runs from base 111 to 968 and encodes 285 amino acids. NCBI's taxonomy places the organism in Eukaryota, Metazoa, Arthropoda, Insecta, Diptera, Stratiomyidae. The record is from RefSeq and is a predicted model, not a curated record. Gene Ontology annotation, cellular component: mitochondrial large ribosomal subunit. Gene Ontology annotation, biological process: translation. Gene Ontology annotation, molecular function: structural constituent of ribosome.
AGUCAUUUUCUGUACUGUCAAUUCGCGACAUAUGGGGGUCCGGCGAAGAUUCCUGUUGGGAUAAACAUUGAAAGUUGAAUUAUCUGUCGAAGGAUUCAUUAUAAAACAAAAUGGGAAGUGUUACAAAUACAACCGAGAAGGCGCUCAAAAUGCUGCGCGCCCUGCCACGCGUCACAAUAGGAAACAUUCGCCCAAAUCCAGAUUCGAAGCAAAGGUCAAAACGGGGACGAGGACAACACGGUGGCGACAAGCAUGGUGCUGGUAACAAGGGUUCUGGUCAGCGACAGAACUUCAUGCGCUUAGGUUACGAAACAGGGAACACUCCGUUCUACACCCGUUUUCCAUAUGAGCCGUACUACAAGGGGCAUCACCUUCGCCGCGAAUAUCGUCCCAUUUCAAUGCUUCAGUUGCAAACUCUUCUGGAUACCAAUCGCCUAGACACCAAUGGAAUAAUUGAUCUGACUUCGAUCUGCAACACAGGCUUGUUUUCCAUUAAACCUGACGAACGGCAGUAUGGCUUCCAAUUGACUGAUGAAGGUGCAGAUCUUUUCCGAGGAAAAAUUAAUAUUGAAGUUCAGUAUGCUAGCGAUGAAGCAAUAGCAGCGAUUGAGAAAAACGGAGGUCACAUACGAACAGCUUAUUACGAUAUGCGCAGUCUUCAGGCAAUGAUUAACCCGCAGAAAUGGUUUGAAAAAGGUGUACCGAUCCCCAAGCGUAUGGUUCCGCCAUUAGACGCUAUGGAAUAUUACAGUUCGGCAGAGAGAAGGGGCUACCUUGCUGAUCCAGAAGAAAUUAGCAAGGAAAGAUUGGUGCUCGCACAAAAGUUUGGAUAUGAACUACCGAAAAUCGAAGAAGAUCCUGACUUUGAGCGAUUGACAGCAACGAAAGACCCUCGUCAGAUAUUUUAUGGCUUGGAGCCUGGAUGGGUGGUUAGUUUGAAGGACAAAGCGAUAAUUAAGCCUAAAUAAUUCGAAUCCAGUCGUGUUGUUAAUUGAAAGUUGUAGAUAAAAAUAUAUUAACGUAUUUCAUAUGAAA